Theobroma umbraticum is the source of this 1480-nucleotide messenger RNA. RefSeq names its product PHD finger protein-like protein. Gene Ontology annotation, cellular component: cytoplasm. NCBI's taxonomy places the organism in Eukaryota, Viridiplantae, Streptophyta, Magnoliopsida, Malvales, Malvaceae. The record is from RefSeq and is a predicted model, not a curated record. Gene Ontology annotation, molecular function: zinc ion binding; ubiquitin protein ligase activity.
UUUUUAAUCUAAAGGAAGCAGACCUGGUUUUGGGUGGAGAUGAGGGUGAUGAGUGUACCUAUUCUAAGGGCUACAUGAAGAGACAGGCAAUCUUCUCAUGCGUGACAUGCACCCCAAAUGGGAAUGCUGGAAUUUGCACUGCUUGCUGCUUGUCUUGCCAUGAUGGCCAUGAGGUUUUGGAGCUUUGGACCAAGAGAAAUUUUAGGUGUGACUGCGGAAAUUCAAAAUUUGGGGAGUUCUCAUGCAAGCUUUUCCCAAAUAAAGAUGUAGAGAAUAUCAAGAAUUCAUAUAAUCACAAUUUUAAAGGUUUAUACUGCACCUGCAAUCGCCCCUAUCCAGAUCCAGAUCUCCAGGAACAAGUAGAGAUGAUACAGUGCUGUAUGUGUGAGGACUGGUUUCAUGAGGAGCAUAUCAGUCUCAACUCUCCCAAUGAGAUUCCUAGAGAUGAGGAAGGGGAGCCUCUUUAUGAAGAUUUCAUAUGCAAGGCAUGCUCAGCAGUUUGUUCUUUUCUGACUCUAUACCCCAAAACCAUAUGGGCACCAGGGGGACAGCCUGUUGCUCCUGUAACUAGUAGCAAGGAUAAAAGUGUGGUGGAAGACAUCCCUCCUAAAGAUGGUGGAGCUGGGAAGCCUGAAAAUGAUGCGUGCUGUGAUUCUUCCUUAAAGGAUAAUUUGGUUGCUGAUGCUAAGUAUGGAUCUGUAUCUGAUGGUAAGAAAUUUGUUCCUGGAGAAAGCUCUAAGAAUGAUGACAGCUCUAUUGCCAGUUCACAUGCUACUUGUAUUCUUGGAGCAGACUUAGUGGUUUCAGAAAGUAAACCCCUUUUUCUUUCUAAAAACUGGAGAGAUACCCUCUGCAGAUGUGACAAGUGCGUGGAUAUGCACAAGCAGAAGCAUAUCAGUUAUCUACUUGAUAAGGAGGACUCAAUAGCAGAGUAUGAAAAAACAGCAAAGCAGAAGAGGGAAGAAAAGUUGCAGCAAAGGGAGGGUGCUGCAGUAAAUUUCUUUAACAAUCUUGGUCAUGUAGAGAAAAUGGAGAUUCUGAAUGGCAUUGCGGACUUUACAGAUGAGUUCCGUUCCUUCCUGGGGUCAGUUGAUCCAUCAAAGGCAAUCACAGCAGCUGAUGUCAACCAGAUUUUCGAGAACCUUAAAAACAAGCGAAGGCGUGUGUAGUAAGCUUUUUGCUGGAUAUUGCUGCACUUGCUAUGAGUUGUCCUAGUAGAUGAAAAGAAAAAAACAGUGGGAUGUUAUGCAAAUGUUUAGGUUGUUUAAAGUUAUAAUGCUCUAAUGUUAUGAAUUGUUUUGUAGUUUGUUGUAAUGACUUGUAUUAACUGUGUAUCUGUAUUUGCUGACGUGCUAUGUCAGCAAGUACAAGAAUGGUGUGCACGUGCAGGCACAUCUCUAUAGUAAGUAUUCCUCUCACGUAGGAAAGAACUUCUAAGCUUCCUUGUUAAUGAAUGGUAGAAGAGCACUUGUUUUUAACU